Molecule: messenger RNA, 1515 nt
Organism: Ylistrum balloti
Lineage: Eukaryota; Metazoa; Mollusca; Bivalvia; Pectinida; Pectinidae
Product: glutamate receptor 4-like
Exons: 7
Coding region: 1-1452 (483 amino acids)
Cellular component (GO): plasma membrane
Molecular function (GO): glutamate-gated receptor activity
Source: RefSeq, a predicted model, not a curated record
AUGGCGCAGUGCCGAGGUCCGGGCGUGUCACUAUGCUUGGUGCUACAUCUUGUGUUAUGGAGUAACGUAUCCGUCCUGGCUAUCACACAACAGGGAAGAAAAGUUUACAGAGUUACAGUAAAAGAGGAGGUGCCGUAUAUUUUCCAGAAGCCGGGAUCACCUGAAGGACCGAACAGCUUUGAAGGAUUGAUAAUAGACGUCCUUCAUCAGAUUUCUCAAAUACUUGAUGUUAAGUUCUCACUUAAUCACGUCGGUGAUAACGAAUUCGGCGAGAGGAGAGAUGACGGAACUUGGACGGGCAUGAUCGGCGAACUUCAAAGAAAUGAAUCGGAUAUAGCUGCCGGACCAUUGACCGUCACAGCUGAUCGGGCCCGUAUAGUAGAUUUCUCGCAGCCAUUUUCCAGCGCGGGACUUAGAGUGCUGGUCAAGCGGCCUGAAAACACGCAAACGUCUAGCGACCAAGUGGAACUGUUCCUUCGUCCGUUCAGUGUUGGUGUAUGGAUUCUGGUUCUCAUCACAGCAGUCGUGUUACACCUACUCUGGUGUCUUAACCUAAGAUUUAAUCCUAAAGAGAAACUACAUACCAAUGAGAAAAACUACGAAUAUGAAUACUGCACUGACAUAAACGAGAAAAAAAUGUGUACAUCAAAAGCAGCCUGGAUUUUGUCGGUUUCUUCCAAGAUAUUUAUGAUAUCAUCGGUGACAGUCUACACAGCACAGCUGACGAGCAUAUUGGUUAAGUUGUCCACCUCAGAGAGACAGUAUCUUCCUUUCGUCACGUUUGAGGGACUUCUGAAUCAUCCAGAUAUAAACUACAGUUGCUUGGACAAAAGUUUCGCUUGUAAAUAUUUUGAAAACUCAGCGCAACCUUUGGAAAAGUCAAUAGAACUCCAUCUUAGAUCGGGCAAAAAAACAAGAUACAGUGAUUUAGAUACAGCAAUUAAUGAUUUGCGAAAAAGUACAAACAAACAACAGGCGUUGAUUAUGGAGUCAGAUUUUGCGUACUUUGUUGCAAGUAAAGAACCAUGUGACCUCAUUGUUGUAGGCGAGGAACUUGGGGACAUGUCUCAUUCUUUCGCUUGUAGGCCUGGACUAAGCAUAUGUCAUGACCUUGACAUUGCUAUCCUGACAUUGAAAUCCAUUGGGGAGUUAAGAAGGCUGCGUGAUAAAUGGUUAAGUGGACCAUGUGGAAAGUAUUCGGAGACUGCAUCUCCUUAUGCGCAUGCAAAUAAAUAUACUACUGACAAUAAAUUGGCUGUACAUAGCGAGAGAACGGUGAAGAGCUUCGUAAUACCACUACUCCUAGUGUACAGCGGGAUUGUGGUUAGCAUUCUUGUAAUGUUUUGGGAAAUUUAUCGCCCAAAAUCGAAAGAGGUUAAGAUGUUCCGAAUUGAAUACCAUGACCGAAGUGACGGCAUUGAAAUCGAAUCAGGAAGUGACGUCAUUAAAUGAACUGAAGGUUGAAGGUUAUAAGAGCUGUUGAUUCUACCUCAAGAGAAACAAAUUUUCCUUGUA